This is a messenger RNA of Cyanistes caeruleus (blue tit), 1162 nucleotides long. Lineage: Eukaryota; Metazoa; Chordata; Aves; Passeriformes; Paridae. The record is from RefSeq and is a predicted model, not a curated record.
UGGUUCCAUGGCUGCCCAUGGUGCCCCUGCUCCUCCUCUGCAGGGCCCAGCCACUGGAAGGAGCUGAAAGCCACAUGCGGUGGUGACAAGCAGUCCCCUGUGAACAUCGACAGGCGCCGGCUGCAGCGGGAUGGUGGCCUUGGGGACAUCCUCUUCGAGGGUUAUGACCAGGCUCCCCCUGGCAAGUGGAGGCUGACAAACAACGGGCACACAGUGAUGCUGGACCUGGCGAGUGAGUCGGCCUCUGAGCACAUCACCAUCAGCGGCGGGGGCCUCCCUGGCAGGUACCGCGCGCUCCAGCUCCACUUCCACUGGGGCAGCCCGGCCGGGAAUGGUUCUGAGCACACCCUCGAUGGGCGCCAGCUCCCCAUGGAGAUGCACAUCGUCCACAUGAAUGCCAAGUACCAGACACUGGCAGAGGCCAAGGGGCAUCCCAAUGGGCUGGCUGUCCUUGGCUUCUUCUUCCAGGUCUCUGAAACCACUAACACCAACUACAACACCAUGGUGGCGGGGCUCAGGAAUGUCUCCCAUGCUGGUGACUCCGUGGAUUUGGCCUCCACCUUCCGCCUGAGCACGCUGCUGCCGCGUGCCGGCCGGCUCUCGGGCUACUACCGCUACCAGGGCUCCCUCACCACCCCCGACUGCAGCGAGGCCGUCAUCUGGACUGUUUUUGAGGAGCCAGUGGAGAUUGGCCGGGAGCAGCUGAAGGCAUUCGUCAGCACCCUCCACUUCCCACUCGAGGGAUCCGUGCUCCUAAAAAUGAUCAACAACUUCCGCCCACCGCAGCCUCUCCACAGCCGGAAGAUCUUUGCCUCCCGUGGGGCCACAGCCAGCGGUGGGUCCCUGCACAGGGGCCACCAGCAGCUCCUCUCACCCCUGCUCCUCCUGACCCUGCUCAGCCUCUUCUCACCAGCCCCAUAGGGUCUGGCCCUGCUGCAGCGGAGAUGGAGGCGAUGCAUCUUGUUCAUGGGAAAUGGGAAACAAUGAAAAAAAAGCACAUUGAAGCCUUGGCUGGGUGAAGAUUUUGUGAACCUGCAUCUCUGCAGAGGUGAAUCUCUGCAAGCUGGAGCUGCCCUGGGAUGCCUCUGUAGAUGGGCAGUGGGAGCUGCUGGCAGGGGGAUGAUGCAUUGAAGGGAAUAAAGCCAAGGUCCUCGCCAGUGCA